Atta colombica is the source of this 5692-nucleotide messenger RNA. It is a transcript of the gene trbl, whose product is annotated as tribbles homolog 2. Gene Ontology annotation, biological process: protein phosphorylation; positive regulation of proteasomal ubiquitin-dependent protein catabolic process; regulation of MAP kinase activity. Gene Ontology annotation, molecular function: mitogen-activated protein kinase kinase binding; protein kinase activity; ATP binding. Gene Ontology annotation, cellular component: nucleus. The coding region runs from base 878 to 1957 and encodes 359 amino acids. The transcript has 4 exons. The record is from RefSeq and is a predicted model, not a curated record. NCBI's taxonomy places the organism in Eukaryota, Metazoa, Arthropoda, Insecta, Hymenoptera, Formicidae.
UGUACAAUGGCGACGUUAGUUUGUGUUCGCUUUUUCUGCUGCCGCCGUCGUUUCUGAGCGGUGGGUCGGCCCAAACGUUGGACCGUCCGUUGCGCGGAUACCACGAGUCUCUCUCGCGCACGCUCUCUCUCUUUCUCUCUCUCUCUCUCUCUCUCUCUCUCUCUCUCUCUCUCUCGCUCUCUCUCUCUCUCUUAAAUCUCGUCCCCGAGAGCUCAUCGCGGAGACAAGUAUCAACGGCCGCAUUUCGGAAACGAAAGCAGCGAACCGACGUGUCACGUCUCCGUUGACGUGACGCAGCAGCCGACGAGAAGUGAGCCAAGAAGAAAAGGAGAAAGAGAAAGAAGAAGAAGAAGAAGGCUCCGAGGACGAUCGUAGCGAUUAAGCUCGAUCGCGGUGUCACUCACGGACGUUCAAUCGUCUUAACCAACCUACCUACCCCACCGAUUCAGGAACGACGCAUGGCGACAAUUACGAAGGAAAAUAAAAACACGAAGGAUCAGCUCUUGUAGAGAGCGACCGACUGAUAACGCACGAAGAUCUCUCUCCGUCCAAGGACCCGGCAGCGACUGCGAAACGACACUGCACGGGUCAACAAAAGCACAAGUGAUAUUUGUAACUAAUAAUUAACGCGAUUAGAGCUUAGAGGAGCCGAGACCGUUCUUGCGAAACUCCGUAUUUGUAUAUACAAAUGUCGGAUACUCGAGCCGUAAUAUUCAGUGCUAAGUCCAAGUGACGCGAAGUGUGUUCAACGCAUCUCACUACGAUUCCGCGUGGACCAGGACACGAUACAGAACGGCAAAGUAACGGCUGCAUCGAGUGACACACCGAGUGUGUACGUGUGCGUGCGUGUGCGUGCGUAUCUGUGUGUGCGCGCAACAUGAGAGUGGCCAGGCAACAUCCAUUGCAUUUGCAAGUAUCGACCCGCACCAAUAAUGGCAAGUUCUUGGUCGGUACCAAUAAUAGUCAAGACGUUGUCCAUCAGCAGCCAUCACCGCAGCAACAGCAGCAUUCGACCAGCGACGAGAGCAGCGCGGUGGUUCCAGGCUGCGUCUUUCCGAGCUGCGAGUCGGUGCCCACCGACCUUCACGGGAGCCCAACUAUACUGGGGGAUCGAUUCCUGCUUCUUGGGCCGGCCGAAGGUAGCGCUCUUUAUCGAUGCGUCGAUGUGCACAACGACCAGCAACUUGUCGCCAAGGCGUUGACCGUGGGCGACAAAGGUUGCGAGGCGUUGCUGCAGGCCCACCUUCGUCUGGAAGGCACCGGCGCGGCGAGCGGUGUGGCUGGUGUAGUGGAGGCACCUGGAGGUCGGCGUUAUCUUCUCUUGGAGGGUCAUCACGGUGACCUGCACGCCUACGUAAGGGCACGCAGGAGAUUACGCGAGCCUGAAGCAAGGCGGCUCUUUCGACAGGCAGCCAGGGCUGUGGCCACGUGUCAUGAAUACGGGGUCGUGUUGAGGGACCUCAAGCUCCGGAAGUUUGUUUUCGCCGAUGAAGCGAGAACGCGGCUUCGUCUGGAGAGUCUCGAAGACGCGGUGAUCGUGGAGAAUGACGACGACAAGCUGACCGACCGGCGCGGCUGUCCAGCAUAUGUCGCGCCGGAAGUGCUGCGCUCCGGACGCGCCUAUUCCGGUAAGGCGGCGGAUAUCUGGUCGCUGGGCGUGUUGCUGUAUACGAUGCUGGUGGGCCGUUAUCCGUUCAACGACGCCGAGCACGCGUCCCUUUUUGCCAAGAUCUCGCGCGGCCUGUUCGCCGUGCCGGAGGGCCUGAGUCCACGCGCCAAGUGCCUGAUUCGCUCGCUGCUGCGAAAGGAGCCAUCCGAGCGGCCGUACGCCGAGGACGUAUCGCUGCACCCGUGGCUGUCGAAACCGUUGCGGUUACACACGUCUACGUCCGGCAGCAGGUCCUCGUGUCAGGAUCAAAUCGUACCAGAACUAUCUAUUAAUCCUCAACAAGACUGACUCUCUCUCUUUCGGGGGAAGAAUCAUUAUUCCGCGCGUGACGGCAUUACUCUGUCUCAUCCUAGUGCUUCUCUCGCGCCGACAGUCGGGUGGAAUCCUUCGGCCGAGAGGGGGGAGUUAGCGCAAUCAAAAGAAGAAAAAAGGCGAAACGAUUUUCUUUUAACACAUUGGCUGUGCCCGUAGAGCAGUAGCAGAUCGGCGAAAAGCGAAACUGUUCUUAUCUCUCAAAGAGCCCGAAAAAAAUACACGCGAAAGGUCGAAUGAAACCAACUAUUAUCAAAAAGAGCAAUAAAUUCAAUAAAAAAUUCUAAUUUCAAAAGAUUCGUAAAUUGAGAAAUAUAUGUAUACCUUGGCAAUCUCAAUGUGUUAACGGCAGCUGAUUUUACACGCUUCGUUCACAGAAGUUUGAGUCGCACAGUCUCCAACUUGGAUCAAAGAAUCGUAUCGAUCCUUGCAUCGUGGAGACAUGCGGCUAAAUACUAAGGGUAUCCUCCUCUUUUCGCCGGUCGAGGGACGGCCUAGAAUAAGCUUCGAAAAUAGAGCGUACUAACGUGAGAAGAGUAAUCAUUCUCGAUGAAACUUUUACAUAGAGGAGAGUAACCAAAGUCUCUAUCCUGAAUACAAUGCCCUGGAUUAUUUUCCUCGUUUAAAGCUGUAGCCUGCGAGUUGAAAGGUCGAAACGAUGUCGAAACCUUGAAUAAGAUGAUAUUAUGUCUCUCCAUUAUAUAAAAAUAAGCUCACUCUAGUCCAGAGACAACUCGCGGUUGAAGCGCCGAACAGAGAAAGUAAUUGAGGGGAUCCUCUGUAAAAUAGCGUCUCGAUUUUGGUCAUUCUCCGCUGGCAAUUUCGGAGGCAACGUGACGCAAGUGAUUAAUCUCUAAAAAAAGUCUAUCGGCUAUAUAGAAUCCUAGAUUCGAGAAACAUUGCCAUUACCGGUCCAAGAAAUAUUUUGCCUUGUUGCGUACAGAUAUAUUCGCGCGCGCGAACGCGCGAAUUCCUUGUGAUAGAAUCUGACAGAUUCUGAGCGAUAUAUGUGAUACGAAAUAUACAGGUUCUUUCAUAAGCGUUAUGCGGUUACUUGCGAUCAUCUGUCUCUGAAGUCCAUGUACAUUAAUUAAUGUAAACGAUCGAAUUUGAUGUUUGUAUUGUGCGUUAGACAUACCCGAAUAUAUCCUCGACUUUCUCGUAUUUCGCGUUGCGUAUUUACCCGGAUAAUUUUUCACGCUAUAUUGGCGAAUCUGUUAUACACACAAAUAAAGUUAUGUAAAUACAAGCGAGGGACGUGGAACUUAUCGUAAGUUCAAGUACAACCGGUGAGCUUUGUAUAGUAUAGUGUAUAGUAUAAAGCGAUGAAUAUAUAUGAAUGGGAUCAGAGAUUGAGUCGGAUGCAAAGUUAAAACGCAAUCAAAAGAGAAAAUAUAAUGAUUCAGCGUGAAAAAAUAAAUCGCUUCAUAACGACUAAACGUUUAUUAGAAGGUCGAAUAAAUUUAACAAACGAAUUUCUAAUUAUUAAAAUCCGACUCAUUCUUCCUGCAUGCCCGUUUACUUGUCAUUAUUAUAUCACGGAGUCAAUCAAAUAUACUAGGCGAACAUUGAAGGAAGGAAAAUUUCUCGUUUGAGUGCGAUAAAACUUCAUUCUCCGACCUAAAAACAUUGCCUAAAAAGUUCAAGACUGCUUGGACGUGUGGCCUAUACAAUUAACUUUAUUAGAGAAAACGCAAAAUACGUUGCAUCGUGAAUUUCUAACUUAAGAACAAUAAAAGAAUACGCUUCUGGAUUACUCAUACGACAGAGUAUCCAUGAAUAUAUUAAAUGUGUUCAUCAAUGGCAAUGUUUUCAGGUAGAAGUAAGUCUCUAGUGAAUCAAAGAUUUAUUCUCUUCUGACACAGACCUCUAAAUCAUCGCUUGCGUGACAUAUGUAUGUACGGCUCACUAGGUUUCGAUUUUAAAAGCAAACGAAGCGAAUGAUCGACACUUUUUAAGUUUGGGCAUAUGAGGCUGCGCGUCCUAUUUUGAGGACUUUUCUCUUGAAUAAGAUUCUUCGAUCGAUAUAAAACUAUGAAUAAUUCUCGACUACUUUCAGUAGACACUUAUGUCAUCGCAAGUCAAUUAUGAGAAUAAAAUUCCAAAGCAGACAUUGACAUUCUUAUUUGCAUCAAUGCCAGGUAGCGUGAUAUUUUCAUAAAGUUAUUUUCUUCUUCGUAUUAUGGUGGGUUUAAUAUUGUAAUUACUUUAAUAUCGAUGUUAAAUAAAGGAACACCGAUGCUGCAGUCGGUAGACGUGCCCAAAAUAAUACUCCUGAAAUGUUUUCCGGAGUCAAGACUAGGUUUAAAGCUAAGCAAUCGAGAUUAAAACCGCCAUCUUAUAUAGACGAGACUAAUUCGAAAUAGAAUUUUUUGAUCCUUUUUAAACGAUGAAAUAGUUGCGAAGGGAAACCAAUAUUUAUAAAUGUUGUCAAAUAAUUUUAGAAUCGAAAUUCGAUUCUGAUGAACCAAAAUUCAUUAGUUUAGAUAUAUAUAUAUUCCAGAAAAUUGCUUAUUUAAUUUGGGUGGAAAUUUCUAUGGGUGCUUUCCAAUUAUAAAAUCACUAAACAUUUCCAUGCAUACGACACAAAUUAUGCCGUAAUUGUCGACACAACAGCUCCAGUGUUAUCGGCUAUAUAAGCUUAUGUUUUCUCGUGACAGGGAUGCGUUCUAAAACUCUGUCAAUUCAAAUAUCAUUUUAUUCUUGUUAUUUACCGAAUAUUGAACAAGGAUAAAAAAUAUCCAGAGUUGAGUUUUUGGAACGCAUUCCAGGUUACUAUAAAUGAGAUUGAAGGAAGAACCUCUGCUUCUCAAAGAGAUUUUUGCUGGAUCGUAAGAUCAAAUUAAUGGUACUGCAAUCCAAAUAUAGGGUCGGAAAUCCAUACAGGGAAGGGACUGUUAGAAGCAGAAGAAGAAGAGAUUGGAGGACGUUGGGUGGCCAACAUUUUUGCUUUUCUUCAUUCAAUACAGAUGGAAAACUACAUUUAAUCCAACUAUCCGAAACUAUGCACAGCGUACAUAUUCUGUUCUAAUUGAAUCUUACACAAUGCUACAUUUCGUCCAUUUCUGUUUACGUUGAUUAAUUGGAAAGCAUCCUAUAAUAAAUGACUGUGAAAUGCCGCUUGUUUCGUGAAAUCGGGAUUUCGGGGAACAUUGUACUAGACAUGAGAAUCGGAAUUGUUGAAGUACAGCCUCAUGUGAAACUCGACUCGACUCCGCGUCGGAUAACGAGGAACAUCUCGUAGCUUGUCAAAAACUUUGGGAUCGAAAUUGAAGAAAGAAAAGCUCCAGAUACGAUGAGUUUGUCGAUCGAAACUGCGAUUCGAUCCUCAUUCCCUCACGUUCGACGAAAGUACCAUGUGUUCUUGUAUUUAAAGAUACCCGUCUACCUAUCUAUCUACAUGAACUUUUUUGUAACUUCCGCGAGAGUGAAGAGAGAAAGAAAGAAAGAGAGAGAGAGAGAGAGAGAGAGAGAGAGACUCCUCUUUUCCUUUUUAUUUUAUAAUAUUCCCGCAAACGGGGCACGGUAACCCAGAUGCGGUAUUAUUCCUCCUCGUAUCGUUCUCAGUCAGGGUAUAAAACGCCGCGCGCAUUCAUCGACGUUUAAUUUGUACAUAAGUUCGACGCGAUUAAAUCCUAUUGUAUUCAAUCAUUGUCUAGGUGCGUUUAAGGGACUUUUGUUUCUGUAUAUAGAUAAAAUAAAAUGGCGUUU